This is a messenger RNA of Austrofundulus limnaeus, 1359 nucleotides long. RefSeq names its product glucose-6-phosphatase 2. Lineage: Eukaryota; Metazoa; Chordata; Actinopteri; Cyprinodontiformes; Rivulidae. Gene Ontology annotation, biological process: glucose 6-phosphate metabolic process; gluconeogenesis. Gene Ontology annotation, molecular function: glucose-6-phosphatase activity. Gene Ontology annotation, cellular component: membrane. The record is from RefSeq and is a predicted model, not a curated record.
AUGCUGACCUCUCACAGUGCUUUCACACACAGGACGGAUUUUACCCACAGGUUCGGUGUGCUCACCAUACAGCAUCUGCAGAACAACUACGGGGAAUACUACAGCUUCCUCAGCUUCAUGUCAACAGUGGGUGACCCUCGUAAUAUCUUCUCUGUUUACUUCCCUCUCUGGUUCCACCUCAGCCAUGAUGUUGGCACCAAAAUGGUAUGGGUGGCUGUUAUUGGGGACUGGUUUAACCUUAUUUUCAAAUGGAUUCUUUCUGGGYAGCGACCUUAUUGGUGGGUUCAGGAAACUCACUUGUAUCAAAACGACUCAGUUCCACAUUUGGAUCAGUUUUACAUGACAUGUGAAACAGGACCAGGCAGUCCGUCUGGUCAUGCCAUGGGCUCAUCGUGGUGGUACGUGAUGAUCACCUCUACUUUAAACAUCGCCUCUGGUGUCCAAAGCUCUCAAAGGUUACACUUCUUGAAAUCCUUUUUGUGGAUGACUUUUUGGGUGAUUCAAAUUAGUGUUUGCGUCUUCCGGGUUUAUAUUGCAACACAUUCCCCCCACCAGGCCUUAUCACUGUUUAAAUGUUUCAUAGGAAUGCUGGUUGCGGAGGCGUUUGAUCACAUUCCAUCCAUCUAUAACGCAAGCAUGAAACUGUACCUCCAGCUCAGCGUUUUUCUGCUCUCCUUUGCGGUUUUCUUUUAUCUGCUCCUAAAACUCCUGGACUUUGAUCCGUUGUGGUCAGUUGUCAAAGCCAAGAAGUGGUGCGCUAACGCUGACUGGAUCCACCUGGACACCACACCCUUUGCUGGUCUAUGGAGGAAUCUGGGAGCCUUGUUCGGUCUGGGCCUGGCGGUGAACWCUGAGAUGUUCGUUCAGAGCUGCAGAGGGAAGAAUGGCUCCAAAACUGCAUUUAAACUCUGCUGCAUGGCUGCGACUCUCACAUUUUUGCAGCUGUAUGACUUGAUUAAAAUGCCCACUCACAACGAGCCUUUGUUGUACAUACUGUCAUUUUGUAAAAGCGCUUCAAUACCAUUUGGUGUGGCCUCUGUGGUUCCUUACUGUGUCCAUUUGCUGAUCAGAGACGAAGAAAGAAAGCUGUCUUAGAUUGUUGAAGACUCAACACAAGCCAUUCUACAUUGCUUGGUUUCAAUAUUAUAAAUGUUUAUAAUUGAUUUAUUUAAAUACAAGUUCAAUAUUCUGUCUAUUGCUCUUUGUUUUUUUUUUUGUUGUUUUUUUGGUUUUAUAUGUAUAUUAAAAUUAUUUGAAAUAUUACUUGAUGCCAACAAUUUGAUGUUAAAGUAGUUCUUAGGACAGUUGUGCAAAGUGCAUUAAGUUCAAGAGAAGUACCGAAUAAAGCUUUUAUUUUUC